AUGACUGAAGAUUACAAGGAAAGUGUAUUCCAGAUGAUGUAUAAAUGCAACCGCCCGACUGUGAAAGCUGAGAUCGUAGCGUACUUCAAAGGAGAGAUUAAGCCGAGUGUGCUACAAGAUAUACUUGAUACAUUAGAGAAUGAAGGGAGCUUGAUAACGAAGAUUUAUGGAAAAUCAAAAGUGUAUCUGAUUAAUCAAGAUUUGUUUAAUUACGAUGAGGAAGGAGAGGAGCUUGAUAGAGAGUUGAACGAGUAUGAAAGUAGGCUUGCAGUGUUAAAAAGCGAUGCUGAGCUGGUUGAAAAGGAAGUUGAGAUGUUCAACAAGAUACUGCCGAUUGAGCAGAUAAUUGAGCAGAUUGAUAUGAUUAGUGCAAGGAUUGAAGAUAACAAAGAAAGACUGAAUAACUUGCAGAAUAAUGAGAUUGAGGUUGAUAGCAAAGAUAUGGCAGCAGCGAAGAAAGGAUAUGAAAAGGCUAUAUGCACCCUAAAGAGGAUGAAGAAGGUAUUUGAUGAGGUGAUAGACAAGUUGUCAGAAGGACUGGACAUGAAGAAGUCGCAGCUGUAUGAGGAGAUUGGAAUUGAAGUGUAA
Messenger RNA from Ordospora colligata OC4, 588 nucleotides. Its product is annotated as Tat binding protein 1-interacting protein. Gene Ontology annotation, biological process: homologous chromosome pairing at meiosis; meiotic joint molecule formation; meiotic strand invasion involved in reciprocal meiotic recombination. The transcript has a single exon. Lineage: Eukaryota; Fungi; Microsporidia; Ordosporidae. The record is from RefSeq and is a predicted model, not a curated record. Gene Ontology annotation, molecular function: recombinase activator activity; double-stranded DNA binding. Bases 1 to 588 code for a protein of 195 amino acids. Gene Ontology annotation, cellular component: DNA recombinase auxiliary factor complex; condensed nuclear chromosome.